UCUAAAUUCUCCACUUUUAAUGCCAAAAAUAAAAUAACAUCCUCUGCUUCUUCCUCUUCUUUUCUUCUUUUCUUCUUCUCUUCUUCUCUUCUUCUUCUUCCUUCUCUCAUUCUCUCUCUCUCUCCUCAAAUCUAGACAGAGAAACUGAGGGAAACUGCUUACAUUUCUCAACACUCUCUCCCCCAAAAUCUACAUCUAAAUCAAUCAAAAUCUCCCUUCUUCCCUUGAUUCCUUCACUUCCCCCCCCUGUUUCUCUCUCCAAAUCUUCACUCCCGAAAUCCCCAUUUCGGAUUGACAAUAAUCCUAAUUCAUUCCUCCGCCAUUGAUGCUCCUUAUCCAUUCUUCUCUUUCUUUGCUGUUUCCCCAUUGAUUUUCCUUUCUUCAAACAUCGGAUGAAGAAGAAAAAAGGGGAACAUGGAUUCUUUUUUGUUUCUGCGAUUAUUGUAUGAAUCUCAAUUUUUUGUUCAUUUUGAGCCUAAUUCUCGGUAAUGUUGUUUUGGAUUCGUUUGAAUGAAAUUCCAUCCUCAAUUCUUUCAUUCUCUACCUGAUCUUCCCCCCCUUUUGAUCUGAUUUAACCAUAAAACGAUUGAUCGUUUUGAAUUAUUUAUAAUUAAUUUAUGCAAUUCUUUCUAUCACCCUUUUGUUAAUUCGUCAAUGGGAUGUGUAAGCUCUAAACCAAAUCGAUGCCGUCAUUGCCGGCGGCCAUAUUCGCCGAUUUCUCGAAGCUACUCUAUGCAAGUUCAUCAUCCACCACAAGCCAAAGGUGAUAGUUAUCACGUCGUUGCCUUAACCUCCUCUACAUUAGGUUCGUUGGAGCUCGGAAUCAAUGGCCACGGUGGGGGUGGGGGUGGAGGUGGGGAUGGUGAUGGUGGGGGUUAUCAUCACCAUCAAUCACAGAGAAGUAAUAGUUACAAGACGAUUGAGGAUUUCAAAACAGGAUUAGCCGAAGCGAAGACAUGGUCGAACAUUAUCACAGAGAAAAUCCCUAAAACAACAUCGAAAACUCCGAUCAGAACGCCGCCGGGGGAGCCGGAGACGAUCAACGCAUGGGAGCUCAUGGAAGGGCUUGAGGAUGUUAGCCCUCUCAGGUCUCCGAGCGGAUUUCGAAGCCUCUCGUUCGAUUUCGGUAACCGUACGGUUGUCGAUCCCUUUCUAAAUCGAUCGCCCGAGCCGAUUUCGAAAGCAAAUGGUAACAAUUCAUCUCAGAAACCUCUCUGGCUUCAAUUAAAAGAAGAAGAAGAAGACGCUGAAAUUGAAGAUGAAAAUCCAAACUCCGAUUCAAUGGCUUCCGAUUUCGACCCGGAAGUAAUUUCAUCGUUUCGAAAAUCUCUUCAACAGCUCUCCCCGGACCACCCAUUUCACCUCCGCCCGGUAGAAAAUCCAAAGCACCAACAGCCACCGUCAGCCAUCGUGGAUCCAAAGAAAUUCUACAGUUGGCCAGGGGAGAAGAAAAGGGAUAAGGUUAUUCUAUACUUUACAAGCUUGAGAGGGAUUCGUAAGACAUAUGAAGAUUGUUGCCAUGUUAGAGCAAUUCUAAGAGCUAUUAGAGUUCGUGUAGAUGAAAGAGAUGUGUCAAUGCAUAGUGGGUUUAAAGAAGAGCUAAAGCAGCUAUUAAUGGAAGAUCAGAACAAAAAUAGUGGAGGGAAUUUACCCAGAGUGUUCAUUGGGAGGAAGCAACUCGGUGAUGCUGAAGAAAUUAGGAGGUUACAUGAAGAUGGGCAGCUAGAGAAAUUGCUUGAAUGUUGCGAGAAAAUUGAAAAUGGUGAUGGUGUCUGUGAAGGUUGUGGGGAUAUAAGAUUUGUGCCAUGUGAGACGUGUUGUGGAAGCUGUAAAGUGUUUUAUGAAGAAGAAGAUUACGAAGAAGAAGUUGAAGAAGAAGAAGAAGAAGAUGGGUAUGGUUUUCAAAGAUGUCUUGAUUGCAAUGAAAACGGGCUUGUAAGAUGCCCAAUCUGCUGCCAUUAAUGCAAAAUCACAAGUGGACACAAUGAUAACAUACAUGGAGGAGUUGUGUGUACAAGUGUAAAGAAAAAUGACUUUAGGAAAAGGCAAAGCUCUGUGUUGCAGCAUGCAAAUGUGUUGAUAAUAAUAAUAAAAAAAAAGUAUAUAGAGAGAGAGAUGUAAUUGAAGAAAAACAAGAAGAGGAGAUUUUAGGAUGAAAUUGGAAUGGAGGUUUGGUUGGUCACAACUCAUAAGAAAUGGACAAUAAUGCAUAUGAUGAAUCUAGCUAGAGAGACAGAGAGGGGAGAAAAAAGGUCAAUUUUGAUAAUUGUUUGUUGUCAAAAAGCAUGGGCCAUAAAUUCUUUUACCAAACAGUGCCAUUUAUUUCUCUUCAAGGCAACCACUACAAAUAGAUCAUCCAUCAUGUGGUGCAUAUUUUUCAUUGAGUUAUCUCAGCUAAAAUUAAAAUAAAAAUAAGGAACUAUAAAUGUCAA
This is a messenger RNA of Cucumis sativus (cucumber), 2432 nucleotides long. RefSeq lists its product as uncharacterized. The transcript has 2 exons. The record is from RefSeq and is a predicted model, not a curated record. NCBI's taxonomy places the organism in Eukaryota, Viridiplantae, Streptophyta, Magnoliopsida, Cucurbitales, Cucurbitaceae. Bases 655 to 1962 code for a protein of 435 amino acids.